AUGGACUCAGACAGCAGUAGGUCCUCUCUGGCCAGCGAGUCUCCUUUCAUAGCCACAGAAGAUGGUCUGCAUAUACCCCUCUUAAUAUGCUCUGGUAUUGAUGAAAGUCAACAUUUCAAAGCAUACGCUGUUCUUUCUCAAUAUCCAUUGCUCCACAGAGUAGGGGCUUAUCCUAGAAGAAAGCCUUCUCAGUUCAGUUCUGAGAGUCACCUGGCACUGAUGUGCUCCAUCUCCUCUGGCAUUCUUACUACCGGUACCCGCUACUGGCUGCUCAUCCAAGCCCUCAAGUUUCAGGUGCUUUUCUCAGAUAUGCUAUCUGUGGUUUUCAACAAAUUCAUGUUGGCUAUGUUGGGGUCUGUGGAUGUAUUGUCAGAAACUGCCCUUGUGACUUUCUCCUUCUUUCCCACAGACAGAAACGUGUCAGCACCGCGCGAGGAGGCGCUGCCCCCGCGGCCGCCCAGCGAGCCCAGCGCGCCCCCAGGCACCUGCGGCCCCAGAUACAGCAACCUGACCAAAGCCGCCCCCGCCGCCGGCUCUCGGCCGGUCUGUGGCGGCGUCCCACAGCCCACGGGGCUGGACGCAGCUUGCACCAAAUUGCAAUUUUUGCAGAGACUUUUCGAACCGACUACCCCGGCCCCCACUCUGCGGACCCCUGACUCCCCUUCCCGUGCCGCGGCCGAGUUCCCUUCCGCCAAAAAUAACUUUCUCAAAGGCCACUUUCGGAACUUCACUCUCUCCUUUUGCGACACCUACAGGGUCUGGGACUUGCUGCUGGGCAUGGACCGCCCCGGCAGCCUGGACUGUAGCCUGGACACCCUGCUGGGGGACCUGCUGGCCGUGGUGGCCAGCCCGGGCUCCGGGGCCUGGGAGGCGUGUAGCAACUGUAUCGAGCCGUACCAGCGGCUGGACCGACACGCUCAGGAAAAAUAUGACGAGUUCGACCUCGUGCUGCAUAAAUACUUACAGGCGGAAGAGUACUCAAUCCGGUCCUGCACGAAAGGCCAGGCUGUCUACAAGGCCUGGCUGUGCUCAGAAUACUUCAGCGUGACCCAGCAGGAAUGCCAGCGCUGGGUGCCCUGCAAGCAAUGCUGCCUGGAGGUGCAGACCCGGUGCCCCUUUAUACUCCCCGACAACGAGGAAAUGGUGUACGGAGGGCUCCCUGGCUUUAUCUGUACAGGGUUGCUGGAUACUUCACCAAAGCGUCCGGAAACCAAGUGCUGUGACUUGCAGUGGGUCUCCUGUGAGGCGAAGAAGAAGAAGUUCAAGGAGUCUGAGGCCCCCAAAACCCACCACCAGCAAUGCCACCACUCCUAUUUCCACCACUACCACCAACAGUACCAUCACUACCACCCCCGUCAUGAUCCCCCAGGCCGCGUCAACAACAAGACCGCCCUGCUGCCGGUCUCUGGGGGCUCCCGCCUCAGCCCUAGCAGUAUCCGGCUCUGCGUCCUUGUUCUCACGCUCCUCCAUACCGUGGUGUCCUUCUCUAGCAACCAGGGUGGUGGGGGAUUGGGGCUGGAGACACUGCCUGCCCUAGAGGAGGGCCUGGCACGGGAAGAGUGA
Molecule: messenger RNA, 1563 nt
Organism: Symphalangus syndactylus (siamang)
Lineage: Eukaryota; Metazoa; Chordata; Mammalia; Primates; Hylobatidae
Product: NALCN channel auxiliary factor 2-like
Biological process (GO): calcium ion import across plasma membrane
Cellular component (GO): plasma membrane
Molecular function (GO): stretch-activated, monoatomic cation-selective, calcium channel activity
Source: RefSeq, a predicted model, not a curated record